AUGAUUAAAUACAAUACGGGCCUUCUCUUACCCAACAGGUUCCACUCCGCGUCGACUCAUCGCGACCGUCACACACACACAAAGGCCUCGCUCGAGACCCUCUCCUUGGCUUCGCUCGUUGCGGGUUGGCCGAUGGAGACGCGAUGGUCUCACGCUGAAAGGCUCCAUCACGCCCUGGUAGUGCGAUUCGGGAGUCGGCCGGCCACGGGUAACAACGGCGUUGUCCAGGGGGUUUGCCUGUCGACCAAGAGCGAUGUGGGAAAUGGAGCGUGGGGAUCAGCAGCUGUAGCAAGCAAGCAGGCAAUGACAUGCCAUUCCGCUGCACGGCACGUCGACGCCCUCGCCGCCGCCUGCAAGAUCAAAGUCUGCGAGUCCUCCCACGCCGCCGCCCUCGCGCCACCCGAUUCCCACCGAGCUUGGACCGAGCCCUUUUCGUCCUCCUCUCUUUUUUUCCCUGGAAAAUCUCCGAUUUUUCUCUCCGCAUGGCCAAUCAUGAUGGUCCAAUUCCUGCAGAGUCACGGCACCCGCAAGCUCUGCCCAGCUGCUGGGCGGGUAGAAUUUUUCUCGAACAUUUUUCUCACCACCAUUGUCCAUUUUCAGCUAGAGAUAACAAGCUUCUUCCAACCGAUCCUAUUGAUGAGCUUGUCGGUCUUUGCCAAGUUUGUCUCGACUCUGGGCAGUCUGACUCUCUCGUUCCUCCAGCUCGGACAUGUCCCCCCAAACGAUCGGUGUACCCCGGCCGCCGAGGGCCUUGUACUAUUUGCUGUCGUUGUCAGCCCUAUGACGCCCAAGAAGCCUUGUACGCCGCGCCUUGGAUUUCGUUCCUUGGUCUACCUCAUUUGGCGUUUCCGCCCGGCUCCAACAAGUCUGAUGAUGGACCGCGGGCGCGGCGUUCUAGCGACUAGCGAGGCGAGAGGAUAUUUGCCCCAAGCUCCCAUCCCAACUCAUCCCAUCCCCAAGCUCGAAAAUUUCUUCUCCCUAGUUUUCAUUACGUCUUUUUGUGGAAACAUUUGCAGAAUUUUUCUCACGAUCGGAGCGGGCCGUCGAGACACUCGAGAUUUGAUGCUGAGAGCUCAGAGAUAA
Messenger RNA from Colletotrichum lupini, 1083 nucleotides. RefSeq lists its product as uncharacterized. Lineage: Eukaryota; Fungi; Ascomycota; Sordariomycetes; Glomerellales; Glomerellaceae. The transcript has 5 exons. Bases 1 to 1083 code for a protein of 360 amino acids. The record is from RefSeq and is a predicted model, not a curated record.